AUGCUUACUCCGGGAAAGCCGCAUGACUGUGAUCUUUGCCAUUUUAAUUGUAAAGAGUUACCAGAGUACUCAAAGCACAUCGAUUCACCUACACAUAAAAAUGCGCUAUGUUUGUUCCGUACGCGACGGGCUGUCAUGGAAGACACGGAGGGACUUCAAAGUGAGAGAUUGCAGGAGGAUUUGGACUGUUCUAGCAAAAUAGCUUCCGGCGAAGAUCAGAAGGCCUCCGUCGGUUGGUUCUCUGGGAAGAAAAAACGUAAACGUUCCUGUAAACGUGUAAAACGAAAAACACUUCUUUCGAUACCGCUUAAUGAAGACGUGCAAGACAUGUCUUCCGAGAAGCUUUGCAAGUACGAAAAUGGUUCGGAACGUUUAGUAGUUGAGAAAAAAAAAUCUGCGUUUGAAUAUUCAUGCGAAAUCCAGUUCACUCAUCACCCUUACACUGCUUUUGAAGAAAGAAGUGAAAUAAGCACGAAGUAUCACCAACGUGAUCCGGGCGCCGUGUAUUAUGACGAACAAAAGCUCUCCUCCCCGAUGCGCAAUUCGCGUUUGGCACAAGCCUGCAAUCAGACUUCUCAACUGUUUCAACUGGACGAAGUUUGUCAUCGUUCCGCGUCGCUGUCGGCUGAUCAGUUUUUAGGUGUGUCUGAAAAGAACGAUUCUAAUUUGUCUACAGAAAAUCAUGCUGGUUUCUCAAAAACGACUUUUGAAAAGCAAUUAAUGCCAGUUUUGGAACACGCUAACAGGAAACCCCGCUAUUCGCUGUCAUGUAAAAGCUUAAGAAUUGAUCCGAAAAGGAAGUAUGAGAAAAUGGCUUUGAAGGGCAGAGCAUUAUUUUCAAAAAAUUUACAUAUUAUGAUGAGCAAAAACAGACAUUCAAAAUACCGCCUAGUUCCUAGCAGACUAGAGAGACCUCCAAUAAAGAGCGAGCCUCAGACAACGUUUUAUGUUCACACAAUUUCGGCUGGGCCAAGCGCAACUCCUACAGUUUUUUCCCCAACUUUUGACAAUGGAAAUGAAGCUGCAGUUUGGCAGUCACCUGUUGAGGCUAGUAGUUCGUCCUCUACCGACGAACAAGCCGUUUCUCAGGAAAGAGAGGAUUGGAAACAGUUUGCUACUGGUGGGAGUAGUAUUUCUUGUCCCAGUGGUUCCAGCGCAUCAAUAUCGUGCGGUUCUUCAGUGCCUCUUUCAGACUCUCUUCAUAGCUUAGAAAACGAUUACCAAGUUCCUAAAGAAGAGUCAAGCGACAGUCAUUUAGAUGGCAGUUGGAUGGUUAAAGUUGAACCAAAUAUUGAUAGUAAUCAGUUAGAAGCGAUGUGGUCGUUGGUAGCCGAAGAAAGUUCCCUUUUUGCCUCACUCAGUGACAUAAGCGAAAAGUUAAAUCGAAUGCAAACAGAAAUUAUGGAGGAGAUUGCCAGAAAGGAGCAGAUUGAAAAAAGAAUUAACGAGGUGAGAGGUGCGAAAGCGCGACUUCUGGGAAAUUAG
Messenger RNA from Enterobius vermicularis (human pinworm), 1485 nucleotides. Lineage: Eukaryota; Metazoa; Nematoda; Chromadorea; Rhabditida; Oxyuridae. The record is from the annotation of a GenBank genome assembly.